UGAUGAGAUACCCCGCAAGUUACUGGCCCAUGAAGCGUAGAUGAUCGUACAAUGAGGAAACCUUGGAACUACUUCCGAAAAUAUGCACCGCUUCUACAAUGGUCUGGCGACUAUAACGUCGACAAGGCCAUAUCGGACUUGGUGGCCGGCAUCACCGUCGGGCUCACUCUGAUUCCCCAGUCUCUCGCUUACGCUUCCCUGGCAGGAUUGGAGCCCCAGUACGGUCUCUACUCGUCCCUCUGCGGUGGCCUAAUAUAUCUAGUCUUCGGCUCGAUAGCCGAGCUCAGCAUUGCACCUACUGCACUGCUGUCACUUUUGACGUACUCCUACACCAAAGAUCUCACCUUCGGCAACGUCCAAGGGGCCAUCCUUCUAUGUUUUCUCUCUGGGUGUAUAGAAUUACUCUGUGGUAUAUUCCACUUAGGUUUCUUGGUGGACUUUGUAUCAACCCCGGUAGUAGCUGCCUUUACGUCAGCAGGCGCAAUUACGAUAGCAACGUCUCAAGUCAAAAAUCUGUUCGGCCUCAAAUUCCAAUCAGAACAAUUCCUCGACACCUGGAAGAACUUUUUCAUCCACAUACGAGAAGUGAAGAUGCUGGACACCAUUCUUGGAUUGUCUUGCUGUAUUAUAUUGUUGAGUAUGAGGAAAUUAAAGGACUACGGUACACCUCCUUUAGCGAACACAGAUAAAAAGGAAAAUUAUCCCACUUUAAGGAAAAUCGUAUGGUUCGUUUCAGUUGCCAGAAAUGCUAUAAUAGUGAUAGGUUGUGCUGCCUUGGCAUUUAUAUUGGAUAAAUAUGGAGAAAACCCGUUUUCUCUGACCACAAAGAUUCCUUCUGGAUGGCCGAAUGUCUCCCUGCCAGCGUUCAAAAUCGAGCAAGAAAAUAAAACAUUGACUUUUAUAGACAUGACUACAGAACUAGGAACAGGGAUUAUUGUUAUUCCUUUUAUUGCUAUUAUAGCGAACGUUGGAAUAGCUAAAGCUUUUGCAAAAGGGAAUGUGCUAGACGCCUCCCAAGAAAUGAUAGCUGUGGGAUUAUGCAACAUAGUGGGGUCCAUGUUUGGAUCGUAUCCCGUGAAUGCCUCUUUUUCUAGAGCAGCUGUUGGAGGAGCUAGUGGUGUAAGAACGCCUUUAGCUGGAAUAUAUACAGCUGCUAUGGUAUUCUUGGCAUUUACGCUUUUAACUCCUUAUUUUUCCUUCAUCCCAAAACCAACCCUAUCAGCGGUGAUAAUUUGCGCCGUCAUAUUUAUGGUAGAGGUAAUGAUAACGAAGCAAAUCUGGACCAUCAACAGAUUGGAUUUGAUUCCGUUUGUGGUGACGCUGAUAUCAUGUCUCAUUUUGGGAAUAGAAAUGGGGAUUCUAAUUGGUAUUUUAGUGGAUAUAUUGAAACUUCUCUACGUUACUGCAAGGCCAAAAGUUUUGGUAGAGAAAAUACCGAUAGAAAAAGAGAAGUACAUUAAAGUAACGCCCACCUCUUCGAUUUUGUUCCCUUCAGCAGAACACGUUCGAGAAAAAAUUAUAAGCCACAAUUUGGAGUUGGGUCAAAACUGCACCACUAUCGUGAUAGACUGCCAAAGGGUCAAUAAAAUGGACUUUACCUCAGCAAAGUGUGUUGGAGAUCUGGUCAAGGAUUUAACCACCAGCGGAAAAAACGUGGUGUUCAUGUCAUUGAAAGAUCGCUUAGUAACGACUUUAAAGAAGGUAUACGAUGGUAAAAUUGUGCUGGUGAAGUCAGAAACUGAAUUAAAGGAAUAUUUAUAUUCAGGCCAACAGCAACCAAUAUCGAAUACCUUAUCAAAUAUUUCAAACGUCCAAGAAAAUGGGGAGCACCAGUCUUCGACAACACAACUGUAAAAGAGAAAUAAAAC
Molecule: messenger RNA, 1868 nt
Organism: Anoplophora glabripennis (Asian longhorned beetle)
Lineage: Eukaryota; Metazoa; Arthropoda; Insecta; Coleoptera; Cerambycidae
Product: sodium-independent sulfate anion transporter-like
Exons: 11
Coding region: 52-1854 (600 amino acids)
Biological process (GO): transmembrane transport
Cellular component (GO): membrane
Molecular function (GO): sulfate transmembrane transporter activity
Source: RefSeq, a predicted model, not a curated record